AUGCCCCUUGAAUUCAAGCGUUCGCUCACGGCCCUACUUGCGGCAUCCCACUCUACCCUAUUUGCUGCGAAGCCCAUCGCAUCUCGUGAAACCUUGAAGCCCAAGGUUGAGAUCAGCUACGCCAAUUUAACGGGGCGUAUGAACGGGAACAUCCAGGAGUUCUUGGGCAUUCCCUUCGCCUCGGGCGCCCUCGCCGAUACAGUCUUCAACCUCAUCGGCCGAACCCGCAGCGAGGACUGCCUCCUCAUCAACGUCCAGACCCCCGUUGGCACCACUAAGGGCGACAACCCCUUCACCGACACCAGUGAGACGGAUGUGAUCCGCGGCGAGCUGCUCAACUACAACGUCGGUGGCCUCGUCCGGACCUCUGUCGACCUGGGCCAGCCCAUCAUCGGCGUCUCGGCAAACUACCGCCUCAAUGCCUUUGGCUUCUCUGCUUCGCGGGAGAUGGAGGAGGCGAUGCAGUGGGUGCAGAAGCACAUUGCUGACUUUGGUGGCGACCCUGACCAGGUCGACGAGGGCGAAGGCGCUACUGACUUGUUCCGCGGUGCCAUGGCCUUGUCUAGUGGCCCGGUCAUGGUUGAGAGUGCUGAGAGGGCUCAGCCUUUCUUUGAUCACAUGGUCGAGAGGACGGGAUGUGCAGAUGCAUCGGACAAGAUUGCUUGUCUGAAGGUUACCGACUUUGACGAUAUCAUGGCCUCCGUCAACGAAGAGGGAAUGCCCGGCAAGAUGGCCUCGGUGCCACUGAUCACUGGCGACAUGCGCGACGAGGGCACGCUCUUCUCUCUCCUCGCUCAGCUCGAGACUCUCUCGGAUGAGGACUUUGCCGACUACUUCCAGACAAUCUGGUGGCCCAAGGCUUCUGACGCCGACAUUGCCGGCCUCAUGAAACUCUACCCCACAGACAUCACCAAAGGCUCCCCCUUCGGCACAGGCAUCCUCAAUGCCGUCACGCCUAAGUUCAAGCGCCUGGCCGCCGUGGUGGGCGACUUCAGCUUCCAGGCGCAGCGACGCAACCUUCUAGCACAUUGCAACGUCUCGGAGCAGACUGUUUGGAACUACGUCACCGACGUGAGCAUCCCGUCGGCAGGCCUGCUGCCAGACUUCGGCGUGUUGACGCACCUGCCUGUGCUGGGAUCAUUCCAUGCCUUUGACGUGCGGUUCUACAUGUUUGCCGGUCUGCCGUAUGCGUUGAGCAAGAAUACGCAGGCUUACCAGGUCACCGCCAUCUCUUUCAUCCGCACGCUGAACCCCAACAACCAUGGUCUGGACUUUGCCGAGUGGCCGAGAUAA
Molecule: messenger RNA, 1293 nt
Organism: Colletotrichum paranaense
Lineage: Eukaryota; Fungi; Ascomycota; Sordariomycetes; Glomerellales; Glomerellaceae
Product: carotenoid ester lipase
Exons: 7
Coding region: 1-1293 (430 amino acids)
Source: RefSeq, a predicted model, not a curated record